UAAUUACAUAUUUGACUCAAUAACGCAAGAUAUCUUAAACCAUGCAUAAUUUUCACUACAUCGCCGUCUUGAUUUUUAUUUGUGUGAUAUACGACGGAAAAGUAAACGCGAUAUGUUGCUACGCCACUGCUGGAUGCACCUACUGCGACGACUGUACGCCAGCCGGUCCAUACUGUUCGACCGGAGGGUGUAACAUUUUCGGCUGCAAUUGUGCCGGUGUGUGUCGUACCGGUGAACUUUGCCCGAUCGGCGCGGUAGGAAGGCGGGGUCAAAGGGUCGCCGCGGGGCCAAACUGUAAUAUCCCAUACGACCGAUUGGCUCCCCAUUGCGCGAUUGUAAUGCCAGGACGGACCUCGUGGGAGUGGGUGCACGCUUGUACGACGCGAGGAAAGAGAUCGCUUGGGACGGCACGUGGACUUAAUCGGUUUCACGCGGGACACGAUUUUGAUAAGUUGGGGCACAAUGUUAGCCACGUGUUUCACUUAGCGGAUAUUAACUUGGAUGGGAAGCUGAGCUAUGGUGAAGCCUACAAAUACUUGGAAAACGUGCCAGGCCUGAAUGUUGAUCAGGUUGGGGACGAAGUGGCGAAACUGGACAAAGAUAUGGAUGGAUAUUUAAUAAUGUCAGAGUUAGAUUGACAGACUGUAUAAAUAUAUGCAAACAAACUACUAGUUGCGCAUAUUGUCAUGUAUGGCUUGAUUUAUGAAUAAAUAUACAUAUUUCGUGUAUGCAGAAUCCAUUAUACAUACAUCGUUUC
This is a messenger RNA of Folsomia candida, 757 nucleotides long. RefSeq lists its product as uncharacterized. Lineage: Eukaryota; Metazoa; Arthropoda; Collembola; Entomobryomorpha; Isotomidae. The coding region runs from base 42 to 638 and encodes 198 amino acids. The record is from RefSeq and is a predicted model, not a curated record. The transcript is spliced from 2 exons.